Nicrophorus vespilloides is the source of this 1901-nucleotide messenger RNA. RefSeq names its product eIF-2-alpha kinase GCN2-like. Gene Ontology annotation, biological process: protein phosphorylation. The transcript is spliced from 11 exons. The record is from RefSeq and is a predicted model, not a curated record. Bases 81 to 1853 code for a protein of 590 amino acids. Lineage: Eukaryota; Metazoa; Arthropoda; Insecta; Coleoptera; Silphidae. Gene Ontology annotation, molecular function: ATP binding; eukaryotic translation initiation factor 2alpha kinase activity. Gene Ontology annotation, cellular component: cytosol.
AUUAUUUUUAAUAUCAAUUAUAGAAUCGUGUAAAUUGAGUGUAAUGAGAGUUUUAUUUUAAUACGUAAUUUGUUGUAUCCAUGCAGACGCGCAGCUGCGCAGCAAAUGCUUCCAGAAAUAUGGAUUUGUUGCAUGAAUGCAGUAAUUCUUCGAUAGAGGAAAUCGACUAUGAAGAUUCACAGAAUUACAAUACUGAGAUUAUUCACUUUAAAUUUAGCGGUGAUUUGGAAGUCAUCCGCGGGAACCGCCUAAAUCAUGGUAAUCCCAACCACAGGAUAUUCCAAGCCAUGGGAAGAUUGGAUGGCAGGCUGUAUAUCAUACACGAAUACAGACUAGAUGCGAAAGAAAACGUCUUAAAAAUCGAGCUUCAAUUCAAACAAUUGUUGAAUGCGAAACACCAAAAUUUGGUCCACUACCUUAACAUGCGUCAUCAGAUCAACGGAGACGUGUGCGUGCUGCAGAUUCUGCAGGAAUUCGUCAAUGGAAUUAGUUUCAGCGAAAUGUACAAGAACAUGUCUCCAAGGAACAGGUUCCUGAGGGAUAUAGCUGAAGAACUGCUCGACGUCUUAGAUUACUUGCACAAGAACAAAAUAAUCCACGGAAGUCUUUCAGAAAAUUGCGUUUUCUACGAUAAUCACGGAGACGUGAAGGUCUCCAAUUACAGUUUGAAUGCGAAACUGAAUGAUGUGCAAUGCAGCGAACAAGACGAUAUAAGGAUGAUGGGGAUGUUCUUGAUGUCCGUUUACGAAGGCAGGAAGUGCUCGAAACCACCGGAAACGGUGAAAACGGAAAUCGCACAUCUGAACAACUUUCUUGAAGCGUGCUUCAAUCCGAAGACUAAAUCGUGCAGAGCGUUGAUGAGGCAUGAGCUGUUUAAAACAACCACGAAACUGGGUUCUUCGCGGUUGCAGAGCGACUUCCAUUGCAUGGAGAAAAUUGGUAGCGGCGCGUAUGGUAAAGUAAUCAAAGCGAAGAAUAUAUCUGACAAUUUGGAAUAUGCUAUAAAGAAGAUAAAAGUGACAAGCAGAGAUUACGAGACAAACGCAGAUAUUAUUAAGGAGGUGCAUUGCAUUUCUAAAUUAACUCAUAAGUACGUAGUGAGGUAUUAUAGUUCUUGGACAGAGUAUACAAGCGAAGAAUCUGACGAAGAAUCUCCAUUUGAAGGAGAUGAUGACGACUCUGAAGAAGACGACUCCAAUGAUAAAGAUUUAGCGGAAUAUUCGAGACGGCAGUAUCUUUAUAUACAAAUGGAGUUUUGCGAAAAAAAAACUUUGUCUGAGGCAAUUCAAGACGGAUUGGAAAGUGACCCGAGAACAAUGUGGAGGUUUUUCAAGGAAAUCGCAAUGGGUUUAAGUUUCAUUCAUAGCAAAAGGCUGAUACACAGGGAUAUGAAGCCAAACAACGUAUUAAUAUGUAAAAACAACAAAAUCAAAAUCGGCGACUUUGGUCUGGCCAAGAGCUUAUACAUGAACAAAUCUCGCCCCGGGAACACCGGAAAGACACUUGAUAUUAACAAAUUCUCUAGCUGCGUAGGUACCCCACCAUAUUCAGCACCGGAAAUGUCCAGUGGAAUUUACGAUUUUAAAGUGGACAUCUACAGUUUAGGUGUAAUAUUCUUGGAAAUGAAUUACAACUGCACAAAGACUGAACUAUACGAGGUUCUGAACAAUAUCAAUCAUUCGCAAACAUUCCCCGAGGCGAUGACUAGCAAUCUGGAGAAAGAGUUUAUCAUAAAUAUGUUAAGCAAAGAUACCAGCAACAGACCAACCUCGGAAAAAUUGGUACCAGAUAUACUAGAUGUUAUAAAGGGGAUGAAACAGCAAUUUAAGGGAAGGCGACAACAAAAAAAGUAAUUUUAUAAAUAUGGAUCAUAAUUGAAAAAAAAAUCAUCCAUAAUAUUU